Vigna umbellata (rice bean) is the source of this 792-nucleotide messenger RNA. The record is from RefSeq and is a predicted model, not a curated record. NCBI's taxonomy places the organism in Eukaryota, Viridiplantae, Streptophyta, Magnoliopsida, Fabales, Fabaceae.
AUGAGGAGGAGAGUCAUGAAUGCAACGACAAAAGUGACACUCCUCACUGUAUUGGUCUUUUGGAGCUGUGAAGUAGAAUGCAACCAUCCUCACCCACUUGACCCUCUAACCCCUUCGGAGCUCAACCGUAUCCGAACCAUAGUCCAGAAAUCAUACCCAACCUCAAAAACCACCAACUCACAGUCUCAUCUUCAACUACGUGGGUUUGGACGAACCCAACAAGUCCCAAAUCCUCUCAUGGAUAUCCUCAAAAACCCCAAAAUCAAACCAUCUUCUCCACCACCUCGUCGAGCCUUCGUCGUAGUUCGGUUCCAAAAACACUCUCACCAGAUCAAGUGGACUUGUCCACUCCUUCCAUCGUCUCAAAGAACGUGUACGAGGAAACGGGUACCCUAUGCAGACUUCGGCGAGCAAACCGUGGCGUCACAGCUUCCAUUCAGCUACGAACCGUUUAAGGAGUCUUUGAGGAAUAGGGGUCUGAACGCGUCUCAGGUUCUGUGUGCUUCAUUCUCUAUUGGAUGGUUCGGAGAAGCCAAGAGCAAACGGAACGUGAAGGUUAAGUGUUACUACACGAAUGGCACUGCAAAUUUUUACGCGAGGCCUUUGGAAGGGGUGGCUGCAGUGGUUGACCUAGAUGAGAUGAAAAUUGUAGGCUACGAUGAUAGAUACGUGAUUCCAGUGCCAAAAGCAGAGGGUACUGAGUACAGAGCUUCUAAGCUGAAACCACCCCCUGGUCCAAAGCUUAAGGGAAUUGUUGCAGUCAACGCAACAAGUGACCUGGAUUCACAUUGA